Messenger RNA from Schistosoma margrebowiei, 4287 nucleotides. Lineage: Eukaryota; Metazoa; Platyhelminthes; Trematoda; Strigeidida; Schistosomatidae. The record is from the annotation of a GenBank genome assembly.
AUGGAUUUCGAGAUAGUAAGAUCUUCUGUGCUGAAAUUGGUUCAAGAAUCAAAAAGUAAAGGAAACUUUUCUCUGAACCGUUUGGCUGAACAUGUAUAUUCUAUGUUACAAUCCGAGUUAUUGGUCAGAUGUUAUGAUAUUGUAAACAUUGUUAAUCGUCCUUCUAUUUUGGACGAGUUGGAUAGUUAUAUACCUUAUGCAAACAUCAAUGAAGUUCAAACAGGUUUACCUCCAUUUUCAAUGGAUCAACUUAAAAAAAGAAUCACUGGCUUACAUUUACCGCACGGUACAGGUAUAUUCACUAUCCAGUUGCCUGAUUAUCAACCUCGAUUUGGAUAUCGAAGGUCAGGUAUUGUUCUUCGACAAGCAGUCAUUAAAGGGGAAGUAGAAAAUUUAUUUGUUUCAGGAGUAGAACAUGGCAGUCCAGCAAGCAAUGCAAUGGAUUUGCAUAUGGGAGAUCGUAUAUAUUCAAUAUCAGGUUACCCAUUAGACUGGCAUACAUUAGAACAAUUAAGAUACAAGCUAAUUGAACUGGAUGGAUUGGCACCAAAUUCAAAUAUUUACGAUUUAGCAAACUAUCUACUUAAUAGGCCCUAUCAGAACACUGGGAUUUCCCGCGAUCAUAAUUAUAAUAGAAAUAGUAGUGUUUAUAAAGUUCCUAGCGAACAAACUAGUUUAACAAAUUUUAAACCACCAGUUCUUGUCAUCUUUCGAUAUCCAAAGUCAAAUUCAUUGUGGUCCAAUCAAAUAGCUAAUAACGAGACAAAUGAAUUACCAUUGCAGACAACAGAGAAUAACAGUUCAUUCAGUUGUUAUGAAACAGUUCUUGAAAAUGAUGGUAAUGACAAUGGACUUGGUCUACAAAUAGGAUUCAAUCAAGAUAAUACAGGAAUUCACAUUGUAUCUAUAUUCAAAAAUAGUCAGGCUGAAAGAGAUGGUGUUUUAAAAGAAGGUGAUCGUGUAAUUGAGGUGAAUUAUCAAAAUCUUGAAGGAUUAGAAGGUAAACAAGCUUUGAAAAAAGUUAAAAGUAUAUGUCGUAACACGAAAUAUGUACAAAUUAAAUGUUCAAGAAAUAAUCAAAUUAAUAAUAAUCAUGAUGAGAAUCAUUUGAUAUCAUCUUGUGAUGAUAAAAAAGAACAACCUGAAGACAAUAAUCUACAUGACCCUAUAUUGAAUAAUGAAGAUGUUAAUAAUAUUAGUAUUGAUGUGAAAAGUGUUUUAACUCGGACACCAACACCGACAAUGAAUAAUUCAGAUACAUCUAUAUAUGAUUCUCAAGAUGAUUCUGUCUUAUUUUAUAAUUGUAAAUUCAAUCAACCUGAUGACGAAUGUAUGAAUGAGACAGAUAGUAAUGAUAAAAGUUUGUUGAAAAAGUGGCUAGAUGUAUUCAAUCCUGAUGUUGAAUUAUUGUUAGUAUAUUAUGAUAUCAAAAAUUCAAAUUGUGGUUUGGGUAUUGGCAUUGGGGAUACUGUAGAAGAUGACGAAAUAUUUGGUAAAAAUCAACAUCGUCAUUAUAUAAUGGAAAUUAAUUCUGAAGGACCUAUUGGCAAAGAUGGAACCUUAUCUAUUGGAGAUGAGUUACUUGAAAUUAAUGAUGUUGUUAUCGUUAACAAAGAUCAUUUAGAGAUCUCCAGUAUUUUUCCUACUAUUCCUGCUGAAGGAUAUUUAAUAUGUGCUCGUUAUCAAAAUAAAUCUCAAAUUGAUAUCAAAGUAGAAAAUGGAAGUGAUGAAUUAGCCAGUGUUGUUUUCUUCACCCGAACUCUAAGUGAUGGUGAGAUUCCUAAUGUUGAUUUCAAUGAGCAGAUUUUGGAUAAUAAUGUUUUCGAUGAAAGCAAUUCAGGAUUUAAAAAUAACAUAUCCCUAGCACCACCGAACAGUGAAGAAGGAAUUGAUCAACAUUCUGGAUCUGAUAUUGAUGAAAGUCGAUAUCCAAUAAAACUAUUGACGAUUACUAAUUCUGCUCUGCAGAAUAAAAGCUCCAGUCUUGAAUUCCAGAGUGAAGAUAUUCCAACUGAUAAAAUGAUAAACGAAGAUAUUAAACCAGAAAUCGAUAAGAAUAACCUAAUAAUGCAUGAUCAAAAACCUAUCGAAUCGACACUAAUAAGUCCACUACAACGUCUACCAAUGGCUGUUAAAUUAGUGAAAUCCAUGGAAAAAUUACCGUCUCAAGUAUCCGAUUUAAUUUCUGAAAAUAAUAAUCCAGACCAUACUAAUCUGAUUCAGCCGAAUGAAAUAACCAAUCGAAAUGAUGAUAAUGUGUUAACUGUUAAAGUUUUGAAAAAAGCCGGUGAAAUACUUGGUUUAGAACUGGAAUUAGAAAGUGGAGAUGAAAGAGGUAUAAAACUUGCACAUAUUACUCCUGGAAGUCCAGUAGAUCGUUUGAAAUAUUGGAAUAAACACAAAUCUAUGAAUUAUAUUCAAACUGAUUCAGACUAUUCUAAACCUUCAGAUACUUCUUGUAUAAAUGAUGAUCAUUUACGUAUUCCUACUGCUGGUGAUCGAAUUCUAAGUGUAUCAGAUUACAGUUUUCAAAAUAUGUCAGCUUUUACGGCAUUAAGAUUAUUAAGAAAAUUAAUUUCUUAUUCUGGUUUUAUAAAAAUCAAAUUUAUACCUAGUGAAUAUUUUGGAAAUAAUCAAUUGAAAUACAAUAGUCAAUGUAGAAUGUCACAAAUGAUUUCACAUACAAAUAAUUACACUGAACAACAAUAUAAUUAUUUUCCAAAGCCAUUUAUCUUAAAUAAAGCUAAUACUACUACUAAUAAUAAUGAUAAUAUUAGUAAUAAAAGUAAUGAUAAUGAUAAUAAUAAUAAUAAUAAUCAACUAAUACACUUGAAUAAGCAUUCAUCUUCAUUUAAAUCUAUUUUAAACACUGAAACAACAUCUAAAUUAGAUCAAUCAUUCAGAACUGUUAGACAAUACUUAAUUACUGAAAAUAAUCCAAUUUACUACUACUCAAUGGAUACGCCUAAUAAAAAUGACAAAUUAAUUUUAAAAAAUGAACUACCAAAUGUUAAGCAAAAAAUUGAUCAGUUCAACAAAAUUGCUUAUAACCAUAUGUUUCAAUCACGCAGUGAUAUUCCAAUUAUAAAGUUGAAUAAUAAUGAAUUUCCUUGGUCAAAUGAACGAUUCUAUUUGAGACAAGUGAAUAAAACACUUAGUCUUUGGAAUUCUAAUGAACAACUAAAUUCAAAGUCAGUUGCUAUGUCAAAUAUAAACACCUUCUCAAACAAUAACAAUCAGCACAAUCAUGAAGGAUUUAUUGAUUUCAAUUAUGAUGCAUUUUCAUUUAAAAGCAUAUUCAAAAAUGUAAAUCAUGAAUCUAUUGAACUAAAAAAUACUUUAUCAACAGAUAAACAAUAUAAGUAUCACAAAACUAAACGUGAACAUUCAUUUAUAAUUUCUAAUCAUCCAAAUGAAUCAGAUAAAUAUUCUUCUCAAACUGAACAAAAUCAACUACUCAUUGGAGGAAAAUUAAAAUAUAAGAAAGAAAACAAUGACAGCAACAACAAUUUAACUUUAGAUGAAUUCAUAAAUAAUAAUACAAUACAAAAUGUUAACCUGUUGUCUGAACAGUUCACACUAGACGUUUAUAGAAAUUCUAAUCAAAAUUUAGGAUUUUCAGUAUCACGUUUGACUUCAUUAUUCGAUGAAACUUCAAAUUAUUACAUAGUCAUCAGUGAUAUUCAACUUCCCAAUAAAAACAAUCAUUUACAAAUUGGGGACUGUAUUUUAUCAGUAAAUGAAAUAAAUUUAAUUAACAUGGAUUUAAGGAAAUCAGUUAAAUUAUUAAAAUCAACACCAUUUCCAAUUCAAUUAAAAAUACAAAGGUUGAAUAAAAUCAAUUUGUUAACUGAUAUUAACUGUGAAGAAGAUCUGUCAGUCGAUACAGAUACAGAUGAAGAAGCUGAAAUAAUGACGAAAAUUAUUGACAUGGCACAAAAUUAUACUUUUACUAAUUGCACAAAAAUCAAAGAACAAGUUGACAUGGAGGAUAUUCAAAAUACAAAUCUGUGUAACGUUGAAUUAACUGAAACUAAUCAUAAUGCAAUAAAUGAUAGAACAACAAAAACUGUAUUACAUAAUCAAUCUGUUAAAUUAUUACGACAAAAAGUUAUCAAAUGGUUACAUAUUCAUCAAACAUUAAUUCAAUUAAAUAAAUAUAAAUUGAAACAAUUCAAUAAACAUCAUUACAAUUAUGGUGAUGAAACUGAAAUUACAAUGAAUAAUACAGAUGAUAUGAUAUGGAAGGAUGAUGGAGUUUUAGUCUAUAAAUUAAGCAAUAAAUGA